Messenger RNA from Hydatigera taeniaeformis, 1692 nucleotides. The record is from the annotation of a GenBank genome assembly. Lineage: Eukaryota; Metazoa; Platyhelminthes; Cestoda; Cyclophyllidea; Taeniidae.
AUGGAGGGCUUGUUUUCGGCGUCAAAAAAGGCAAAAGAUCAAGGAGUCUAUAGAACUGUGAUCGACGGUUUACAUAGCUUAUAUUUUAAAUAUCUGCUUCCUUUGGAAACGACCUAUAGGUUUCACGAGUUUCAUUCACCUCCAUUGGAGCAUGCAGAUUUUGAUUCAACACCCAUUGUUUUACUUGUUGGUCAAUAUUCGACUGGGAAAACCACGUUUAUCCGAUACCUAAUUGGUGAGGAUUUUCCAGGAAUGCGCAUUGGUCCCGAACCAACUACUGAUAAAUUCAUAGCGAUUAUGCACGGCGAACAGUCGUCGAUAAUUCCGGGGAAUGCUCUGGUGGUUGACCCAAAAAAGCAGUUCCGUCCAUUAUCAGCCUUUGGAAAUAAUUUCUUGAAUCGAUUUCAGUGCUCUUUACUGAAUAAUAAGGUCCUUGAGGGCAUAUCUCUCGUAGAUACUCCUGGGAUACUCAGCGGUGAGAAGCAAAGACUUGGUCGCGGUUAUGACCUUACAGGAGUAAUUGAAUGGUUUGCACACCAUGUUGAUAGAAUAAUCCUCCUAUUCGAUGCGCAUAAAUUGGAUAUAUCCGAUGAAUUUAAAUCCGUUAUUGAAGCAGUCAAGGGCAACGAAGACAAAGUUCGCAUCGUGUUGAAUAAGGCUGAUAUGGUUGAUUUUCAGCAGCUAAUGCGAGUGUACGGUGCUCUGAUGUGGAACCUGGGCAAGAUUUUGGGCACCCCUGAAGUAGCGCGCGUAUACAUAGGCAGCUUUUGGGACCAUCAGCUUCACUUCGAUACGAAUCGUCGUCUCUUUGAGCUUGAACAGGCUGAUCUUUUCCAAGACCUUCAAAGCCUUCCGGCUUAUUCUACCAUUCGCAAACUUAACGAUCUUAUUCGACGCGCUCGUCUCGCCAAGGUUCAUGCGUAUAUAGUUUCUGAACUUCGGCGUCAAAUGCCAGCUCUCAUUGGUAAAGAAACUAAAAAGAAGGAGCUGAUAGCUAACCUUCCCGCGAUUUACGAAAAUCUUUCGAGGGUGCAUCACAUCUCAAUAGGAGACUUCCCACCGAUUGAAAAGAUGCGCGAAAUUCUUGCAACGCAAGACUUCAAGUCUUUCAGCAAUCUCCAGCCCAAACUUAUCGCUGGUGUGGAGAAAAUGCUAUCAGUUGACAUUGCAAAGUUAAUGCAAAUGAUUCCUCAGGAGCAGAAGGUGGGCUCGGAGGCCUUUCGUCCACAGGUGGAGGGUGGCGCUUUUGACAAUUUCGAGACACCCUUCGGCUUUGGUGCGUCAGAAGGUAUCAAUCGCGGCAAAUUUGAGAACACCUGGGUUGUUGAGCUCGAGGUGCCCGAGGCUUUCGAGGUCUUUCGUUCCCUGGACACUGCAGAUGGUAAGAUAAGUGGAGAGACAGCUCGUGUGGAGAUGUUAAAGUCGCAGUUGCCUGCGGCCACGUUGCGUCGCAUUUGGACCCUCUCCGACAUCGAUAAGGACGGGUGUCUUACAGCGGACGAGUUUGCAUUGGCGAAGUAUCUGAUCAAGCUUAAGUUAAACGGGCACGAAUUGCCCUCUGUUCUCCCCAAUCACCUAUAUCCGCCAUCCAUGCAGUCCUACCGACCAACGCACGAUGGGGCUAGUGGCGCAAAUGCGGAGUCCUCCUCGAUCCAUAGCAUUCCUCUCUCCUCCAAAAACGGCGACAUUUGA